AAUGUUGUGCCUGACCCUCAACAAUGUGUGUCAAGAAUGUACAAUUUGUCAUCUUCGAGCUUGUCUAAACUCAAGGAUCGUAUUGUUUCAACAAAUCCACAAAUACAAAAUCCAUCUCGCAUUGAAGUUGCCACAGCACUUAUUCAUAAGUGUGGGGUUGAUGUGUCAAUGGCAAAAUCAGGCGCGUUUAGACCAACUGUGUUAUUCCAUGUAAUGAAUUUACGCCCUCCUAUUCCAUUCAACACAAUAGGAAAUGCUACUUGUUACUUUAGCACAAGAGCAAUGAGUAUAGAUAAAACAACGUUACCAAACUAUGUUGGUGAGUUACAAAAGGCUAAACAACAAAUUCGAUACGAAUUGAAAGAUAUGAACACAAAGGAACUAGCCUUACAUGCAAUCGAAAAAAUUAAAGAGAUUGUAAACAUAGCAAAUGAGGAUGUAUUUGACAUAUAUUUUUGUACAAGUUUGUGCACUUUUGGGUCACAUAAGAUUGAUUUUGGAUGGGGUAGCCCCCUAAGAGUGACUCAAGUGAAACAUCCAACUAAAAAUAAAUUUAUGUUCCUGGAUGAUCCAAGUGGAGAAGGGAUAAAUGUACUAAUCACUUUGACUGAGGCUGAUAUGUUACUAUUUCAAAAUAACAAAGAGCUUCUAGAGUUUGCUUCUCCAGUUGUUGAGUCGUCUUUGUUAGGGAGCACUUUAUCUCUCAACGUGGAACUUUCUGACGUGAAAUCAAAAUUAUAA
Messenger RNA from Solanum lycopersicum (tomato), 741 nucleotides. Its product is annotated as acylsugar acyltransferase 3-like. NCBI's taxonomy places the organism in Eukaryota, Viridiplantae, Streptophyta, Magnoliopsida, Solanales, Solanaceae. The record is from RefSeq and is a predicted model, not a curated record.